Messenger RNA from Drosophila willistoni, 1284 nucleotides. It is a transcript of the gene mdlc, whose product is annotated as E3 ubiquitin-protein ligase RNF113A. Gene Ontology annotation, cellular component: U2-type spliceosomal complex. Gene Ontology annotation, molecular function: metal ion binding. Gene Ontology annotation, biological process: snoRNA splicing. NCBI's taxonomy places the organism in Eukaryota, Metazoa, Arthropoda, Insecta, Diptera, Drosophilidae. The transcript is spliced from 3 exons. The coding region runs from base 88 to 1161 and encodes 357 amino acids. The record is from RefSeq and is a predicted model, not a curated record.
AGUUUGUUGUUAUUGGUAAGAAAAUUUGCCUCCAAUUUGUAGAAAUAAAUAAAUUUAUAUGAGAUUUAUACGAUAACAUUCAAUAAAAUGUCUGAGGAGGCUCCAACUACUUCAGCCUUUGGCUUCAAGAAGCGGAACAUUAACAAAGGUGCAGCCAGACGACGUAAAAAGUCAAGCAGCAGCAGCAACGAAUCAGUAAAAAGUAGCGAUGAGGAGCAGCAGAGGAAGACCAGUGCUGUGGUUCGAGCUGAGAAUAGACGCAAACGUACAAAUCCCAAUUUUCAGAGCACCAAAUCGGGAGUAGCAAAACGGCAGGCCGGAGCUGGCAUUGCCAACGCGAAUUCCUCAGAGGAGGCUGAAGAGGAGCAUGAUAACUUGGGUGUAGCCUACAAAUCAAAGCGCGAGGCAUUGCCCACUGGUCCACAAGAUCAGGGGGCAACCUCGAUCAAUGAAAUGGACACAGAACUAGAUCGUGAUGCCCAGGCUAUACACGCAAGGGCCUUAAAGAUAAACGAGGAACUCGAGGGCAAGGCGGAUGAUAAAAUCUAUCGUGGAAUUAAUAAUUACGCCCAGUACUAUAAGAAACAGGAUACGGCUGCCGGUAAUGCCAGCUCAGGCAUGGUACGCAGUGGUCCGAUACGAGCCCCGGCUCAUCUUAGGGCCACCGUUCGAUGGGACUACCAGCCGGAUAUAUGCAAAGACUACAAAGAGACGGGCUACUGUGGUUUUGGAGACAGCUGCAAGUUCCUUCACGAUCGAAGUGACUACAAGGCCGGCUGGCAACUAGAAAUGGAUCAUCAGGCUGAAAAGCGUGGCGAUUGUGACUCAGAUGGCGAUGAUGGUAAAUAUGAGAUUCAUUCCGACGAGGAAACAUUACCGUUCAAGUGCCACAUUUGCCGGCAAAGUUUUGUCAAUCCAGUUGUGACCAAAUGCAAGCAUUAUUUCUGCGAGAAAUGUGCCUUGGCUCAGUACAAGAAGUCACAGCGUUGCAUAGUCUGCUCUCAGCAGACAAAUGGCAUAUUCAAUCCUGCAAAAGAGUUGAUAGCGAGACUCAAAACAGCUCCCAUCGACUCUGAGGAUAAUGAAGAUGAAAAUGAUGAAGAUGAUCAAGAGAAAAAUUUAGAAAAUCCCCAAGAAAUUUCCUCGGGAGAUAGUGAUUAAGAAAAUUUUGAAGUUAGGCGCUCAAGUUGAUCUAAAAGCUUUUGUUAGACUAAGCUUAAAGCUAAACAUUUAAAUCUGUUUUUAACAUAAAUAAUAUACUUUGAAAUGUUUUCCGAAUUUAAA